Messenger RNA from Arctia plantaginis, 771 nucleotides. NCBI's taxonomy places the organism in Eukaryota, Metazoa, Arthropoda, Insecta, Lepidoptera, Erebidae. The record is from the annotation of a GenBank genome assembly.
AUGCACCAUUUUGCAAAAUACGCCAAGCCUACACCUACCUCGCCAGUUCUUCUGCUGCUGGAUAAUCACGAAAGCCAUAUUUCUGUGCCAGUUCUCGAUUUCUGUAAAGAAUCUGGUAUAGUUUUACUAACAUUUCCUCCACACUGCAGCCAUAAGCUGCAACCCCUUGACUUGACUGUCUAUGGGCCGUUGAAAAAUUAUUAUACGGCUAUAACAGACUGGUUGGUAUGCAAUCCAGGCAUAACGGUUUCAAUUUAUGAAAUCCCCAAGCUCGCUACUGUAUCUAUUCCGCUUGCAUUCAAGCCACAAAAUAUUCAAAAGGGAUUCGAAAAACCUGGCAUAUGGCCUUUUAACUCCAACAUUUUCACAGAUGAAGAUUUCCUUUGUUCUUCUGUCACUGAUCGCUGUUUGACCGAUACAGACAACGUUCCUGCAGAACAACCAACAGCAAACGAAGUCCCCGUAGAUCAACCAACACCAAACCAAGUCCCCGCAGAACUACCAACAGCAAACCAAGGCCCCGCAGAGCAACCAACACCAAACCAAGACCCUGCAAAACAAACGACACCAGACAGAGUCCGCGCAGCACCUUUGAUAAAUCAAAAUCAAGUGGAUCUCACCAACGAAAUGGCAGUUCCCGGGCCUUCACGAUCUAAGACUCCGAUUCAGAGCGUGACUAAUGAAGCUAUAGUAAUAACUCCCGAUUCCGUGAGACCAUAUCCGAAAGCUGCCCCCAGGAAACAGGUUGGCAUGAAGAGAUUCAUUAUGUAG